Messenger RNA from Gastrolobium bilobum, 1840 nucleotides. Its product is annotated as protein OCTOPUS-like. The record is from RefSeq and is a predicted model, not a curated record. The transcript has a single exon. Lineage: Eukaryota; Viridiplantae; Streptophyta; Magnoliopsida; Fabales; Fabaceae. Bases 105 to 1661 code for a protein of 518 amino acids.
UAGCGCGUGUUUCUGUCUCACGCACGCGUUCUGCGGUCGCUUCACUUUCCUUUCACUGUAACUAACAUGCAUCCACUUCCACGCACAGUCUUCCACUAUCGCCCAUGACUUCCAAAACGCACCGAUUUACCACCUGUAACCGUCACCCUACCAAACCGGUCACCGGUUUCUGCGCCUUCUGUCUCAGCGAGCGCCUCGCCGGCAUUGAAUCCUCCUCUGCCGCGGCCGCCGAGCCGGAGCUCCGCCGCACAAAAUCUUUCUCCGGCAGAAGCGGCGUCCCUCCCUCCUCCGCCGCAGUCCCCGAGCCCCGCCGAAGAUCCUGCGAGGUCCUUGCGUCGGCGGCGCCGUCGCGGAGCACGCUCUGGGACCUCUUCACCCUCGACGACGACGAGAAAAAGCCUCCGAAUCACAAGCUCGAGGUUGAUUCAAGAAGAAGCAUCCACAAUGGCGGUGAUGCGAUUAGGGUUUGUGGCGAAGAUGAUGAUGAAGAGACGAAGACGAUGAAAGAGUUCAUAGAUCUCGAAUUGCGUAGCAGGAAGAACGCGGUGAGAGAUUUCAGAGACAUCGCGGGGAGUUUUUGGGAUGCAGCUUCUGUGUUCAGCAAGAGGUUAAGGAAAUGGAAACGGAAAGAGAAGUUGAAGAGAAACCAUGGCAGCGUUGAGGAACAAGGGGUAGUAACAAGAUUGAGGGAGACACAAUCCGAGGUUGGAGAAUAUGGGUUGUCGUUGGGCAGAAGAUCCUGCGACACUGAUCCGAGGUUGUCCGUUGAUGUUGGUCGGUUUUCGUUUGAUGCGCCACGAGCUUCUUGGGAUGGUUAUUUGAUUGGGAAAACAUGUCGCAGGCUUUCCCCAAUGGUUCAUGUUAAUGGGUUUGUUGAUGAUGAGAGGGUUUUGGUUGAAGAGGAAGAGGAGGAUGUGAAUUUGGAAAGUGGUGAAGAGCAUUGUCCUGGUGGGUCAGCUCAGACCAAACAUUACUAUUCAGAUUCUCAGAGGAGAAGGAGGAGUUUUGAUAGAUCGAAUUCUCGUAAGAAAACAGUAAUUGGGGAUGUUGAUGAAUUGAGAGCGAUUUCUAAUGCAAAGGUUUCUCCAACCACCACCGAGUUAUUCUAUGGGGCAAAGGUGCUGAUCACUGAGAAAGACUUGAAGGAUGCAAAUUUGAAAUCUCCAAAUAAUGUUCAAUCUGAUUGUAUGAUUGGGUCUGCUUCCAAUGAUGCUUGUGAUGCUUCUAAGGUUGAUCAAAAGGGAUUAAAGAAGUUCCACAAGUGGGGUAGGUUGUGGAAUAAGUUUGGGUUAGUGCAUAGGAGAAGGGAAGAUAAGUUAGGAGAAGAAGAGUAUGCUGCUGGGGAUAUGGUUAAUAAGCCAAUUGCAGAGUCUUGGCAGAAGCUAAGGAGGGUGGUUAAUGGACAAGGGAAUGAAUCAGUUAGUCAGAAGCUUAUUCGUAGCUAUAGUGUUAGUUGUAGAGAUACUUGUAGAAUGACUGGUUUAGUCAACGGAUCUGGGGUUCCUGAGGCCGAAGUCAAUGUUUUGAAUGGAAGACAAGAGGUUAUGGUUCAAAGGAAUCGGAGUGUUAGGUAUUCUCCAAAUAAUGUUGACCCUGGCUUGUUAAGGUUCUAUUUGACACCAUUGAAGAGCUAUAGGCGAAGCAGGGUCUGGAAAGAGUAGCUUAAAGGAUUCGAAUCCAACAACCAGAAAGUUUCUUGUAAAGCUGUAACCGUAGAAAGUACGUCUGGUUGUAAAACAUAUAUGAUGUAAUUGUUUGUUGUACAUGAGAUUAAGCGCAUCACAUUAUUACAUUCUGGUUGCAAUUGUUCUCAUGAUGUUGGUAGCAGAAUAAAGCAAUU